Messenger RNA from Capronia epimyces CBS 606.96, 873 nucleotides. Its product is annotated as fructose-bisphosphate aldolase. Bases 1 to 873 code for a protein of 290 amino acids. Gene Ontology annotation, molecular function: aldehyde-lyase activity; zinc ion binding. Lineage: Eukaryota; Fungi; Ascomycota; Eurotiomycetes; Chaetothyriales; Herpotrichiellaceae. The transcript has a single exon. Gene Ontology annotation, biological process: carbohydrate metabolic process. The record is from RefSeq and is a predicted model, not a curated record.
AUGCCGGACCUUAGCCAAAACCGGGCGCUGAAGAUAGUAUCCAAAGCCGCGCGCGAAGGGUACGCGGUGCCCUCCCUGUGCUGCUACAACGUAGAAGCUAUCCUGGCCAGUGUGCGGGCGGCCGAAGCGAAACGCUCGCCCGUCAUCAUCCAGCUAUUCCCGUGGGCGGUGACAUUCGCCGGCGGGAUCCUGGUGCACGCGGCGGCGGAGGCAGCCAACACGGCGAGCGUGCCCGUGGCGGUGCACAUGGACCACGCGCAGAGCCCGGAGAUUGUCAAGCGGGCGGCUGACCUGGGCGGCUUCGACGGGAUCAUGGUCGACAUGAGCCACUACGACAAGGAAGAGAAUUUUGCAAAGACGCGCGAGCUCGUCCAGUAUUGUAACGAUCGAGGCAUCAUCACCGAGGCCGAGCCCGGCCGCAUCGAGGGCGGCGAGGAUGGCGUGGGCGACACCGCCGACUUCGCCCUGCAGGGCCUGCUCACCUCCCCUGACCAGGCCGAGGAGUUUGUCGCCCUCGGCAUCAACUGGCUGGCCCCGGCCUUUGGCAACGUCCACGGUAAGUACGGGCCCAAGGGACCCCAGUUGGACUUCGACCGGCUGCGGAGCAUCCAUAAACAGGUCGGGGAUCGUGUCCAUCUGGUCCUACACGGCGCCUCGGGGGAGUAUUUCCACCAGGAUCUCUUGCAGCAGGUUAUUGCUUGCGGCGUGGCAAAGGUCAACCUGAACGACGCCAUGAAUGACCACUUCCUCAAGGUCCUGCAAGAAAAGGCCGCCAAGGCUCCCUUGACCACCCUAAUAGAGGAGGGCACAUUGGCCAUGCAGAAGGCCAUCGAGAAACACAUGGAUUGGAUGGGCUCUACCGGGAAGGCAUAA